This is a messenger RNA of Parnassius mnemosyne (clouded apollo), 1422 nucleotides long. The record is from the annotation of a GenBank genome assembly. NCBI's taxonomy places the organism in Eukaryota, Metazoa, Arthropoda, Insecta, Lepidoptera, Papilionidae.
AUGGCAUCUCAAGUAGCAAAAUCUUUACUAAAAGUGUCCUGUCCGAGCUCAACCGUGAAGUUUGACACUGCUAGACGGGCACUCAGCGUAGGAGCUGCUUUGCAACAGAAAAAGACACUCCCUGAUCGCACAGGCAAAAAUGUGGUGUUGGUUGAUGGAGUCCGUACACCUUUCUUAGUGUCAUUCACUGACUAUGCUAAGAUGAUGCCGCAUGAGCUAGCCAGGCACUCUUUGUUGGGUCUAUUGCAAAAGACUGGCAUACCAAAAGAGGUAGUUGACUAUAUUGUGUAUGGCACUGUCAUCCAAGAGGUGAAGACUUCUAACAUUGGCCGUGAGGCUGCUCUAGCUGCAGGCUUCAGUGAUAGGACCCCUGCUCAUACAGUUACCAUGGCCUGUAUUUCUUCCAACCAAGCCAUCACUACCGGUGUGGGCAUGAUAGCGGCGGGUGCGUACGACGUGAUAGUGGCGGGUGGUGUGGAGUUCAUGUCGGACGUACCCAUCCGACACUCGAGGAAGAUGAGGUCGCUGCUACUACGCAUCAACCGCGCCAAGACACCGGCUCAGCGGCUUUCUCUGCUCGCGUCUAUUCGACCAAACUUCUUCGCGCCCGAGCUGCCGGCGGUGGCGGAGUUCUCGUCGGGCGAGACGAUGGGGCACAGCGCGGACCGGCUGGCGGCCGCGUUCGGCGCGACGCGCGCCGAGCAGGACGCGUACGCGCUGCGCUCGCACACGCUCGCCGCGCACGCGCGCGACCACGGCUACUUCACCGACCUCAUGCCCGUCAAGGUUGAAGGCAAGGAUGGUGUAGUGGACAAGGACAAUGGAAUCCGCGUGUCGACGCCUGAGCAGCUGGAGAAAUUGAAACCUGCCUUCAUCAAGCCGCAUGGCACAGUCACCGCUGCCAAUGCAUCCUUCCUGACAGAUGGCGCAUCUGCAUGCUUGAUCAUGUCGGAGGCGAAAGCUAAGGAGCUCGGCUUGAAACCCAAGGCUUACUUGCGGGACUUUACUUACGUGGCUCAAGACCCAGUGGACCAGCUGCUCCUCGGACCCGCUUAUGGUAUCCCCAAGAUCUUAGACAAAGCGGGCCUCAAGAUGAGCGACAUCGACACCUGGGAGAUACACGAGGCCUUCGCUGGUCAAAUCUUGGCUAAUUUGAAAGCUAUGGAUUCUGAUUGGUUUGCUCAGAACUAUCUCGGCCGUCAAUCAAAGGUGGGCAAUCCAGAUUUGAAGAAGUGGAAUGCUUGGGGAGGCUCGCUCUCUAUUGGACAUCCUUUUGCUGCAACUGGGGUGCGUCUGGCCAUGCACACGGCGCACCGGCUGGUGCGCGAGGACGGGCAGCUGGGCCUGGUGUCCGCCUGCGCGGCCGGCGGCCAGGGCGUCGCCAUGCUGCUCGAGCGCCACCCGGACGCCCGCGCAGAGUAG